Anolis carolinensis (green anole) is the source of this 3142-nucleotide messenger RNA. RefSeq names its product tetraspanin-36. The record is from RefSeq and is a predicted model, not a curated record. The transcript has 7 exons. Gene Ontology annotation, cellular component: plasma membrane. Bases 246 to 998 code for a protein of 250 amino acids. NCBI's taxonomy places the organism in Eukaryota, Metazoa, Chordata, Lepidosauria, Squamata, Anolidae.
AGGAGAGGCAAUAAGAGGCCACAGUGUUGUUUUGCACUGUACAUAAAAGAAAGCAUGUGAUGACUAGGCAGGGCAAGGAGGAGAUCAUGUGGUCAUAACUGGGAAAGCUCAGCUAAAAAGUCCCAUUAGCCUGGCUGAGCUAAAAGGGUGAACACAGAGCUGCUCUGAAUUGCAUUCUCUGCUGGUGAUUAAGGUUUUAAUUUAUCUCCACCUUGAUUGACAUCCCAGGUUGCAUAGCCACCAGCAUGGACUUUGGGGUGAUUGCUUCCAAAACUGUGUUGUUACUGAUCAGCGUCAUCUUUUGGGCUGCAGCAGUUGGACUCACUUAUGUUGGAGGAUAUGUCCUCAAUACCUACAAGGAGUAUGACCCCUUCCUUCAUGACAAAUACGCCCUCCUACCCGCGGUCAUCAUCAUUUGUGUGGCCGUGGUGAUGUUCAUCAUUGGGCUGGUGGGCUGCUGUGCCACCAUCCGAGAGUCCAAGGUUGGAUUGGGAGUGUUCCUGGUCAUUAUCCUGGUGAUCUUCAUUGCAGAAGUGUCCGCCUUUGCACUUGGAUUUAUUUAUAGAGGAAAGAUAAAAACAGAUUUGCAUGAACCGAUGCUGCAAGCCUUCAGGGCCUAUGAUGGGAAAACAGAAGAGUCCCAUGUUAUAGAUUACCUACAGCAGGAGCUGCAGUGCUGUGGCAUCCACAAUUACACAGACUGGGUUGGCAGCAAGUGGUACAAUUCCACUGGCAGCAACCACACCGUGCCCUUGAGUUGCUGCAAGCACGACGUUGGCAAGAACUGCACUGGACGGCUGAGUGAGCCACGAUUUCUCAAUGCGCAGGGUUGUGAAGACAAAUUGGAAUCAGUCUUAAAGAGUGUUCUUAGCUAUGCCAUGGUCGUCAUCCUCGGCUUUGCCAUUGUGAAGUUCUUCGGGAUGCUGAGCGUCUGCAUGCUGGCCUGCAAGAGAGAAAAUAAUGGAUACCAAUCUUUAAAUUCAGGAGUAUUUGCGUGACACCGAGACUGACUUUGCUCUUAGCAUGAAUAAAAAUGGACAAGGAAAAGAUGCCCAGAAAAGAAAAUGCCGGCCUGCUUUUCUAAAAACGCCAAAGGAGAUUGUAGUCGUUUUCAAAGCUGCAUUUGAAGCUAAAUAGCUUGGCUUUCAGAUAUUGAUUCAGCCUAAUUUAAUUGAAUGCAAGUGAACUCCUUUUCUGAGAAUAGUCUUCCCCAAACUGGUAUGUUUUAGAUGCACUGGGGAUAAUGGGAAUAGUAGCCCAGCAUAUAUAAAGGGUACCAGUUUGGGAAAGAUUACCUUGGAAAAUCAGCACACGAAUCCAUGAAUCAGGAAGGAUAGUCCUCUGUAUAAAAUGCUUGUGUUUCAAAUGUCUGUGUUUGUAUUUUUAAUGUCCUUUGAACAUAACUAACACAUUCCCCUGCUAUGUUAAACAGAAUAUUUAUAGGAGGAUGACUGAACCCUAAUGCAUGCUAUACAUGCCAAUCUAAAAUUAAUACAUUCUCAUUUUUUGAAUUUAAUAAAGCUGUGCUCACUGUUUCUUGUCAGUAAAUAAACAUCCUGGUGUCUCCUUGAGUUGAUAGAGCUCUGCCAAUUUCAUCUUUAUUCAUAUCUAAAUGCUGACAUUCAUCAAACAUCUGACAAACGUGGGAUCAGAUUCAGGACCUGAAAAGGUUUUGGACUAAAACAUCCCUAUCUAUGUUGUCAUGUAAUGCAGUUCGAACUGCAUUAUCUGAGACUGAAUCUACACUGCCAUAUAAUCCAUUGCCUGAAUCCGGAUUAUCUGUUUUAUACUCGAUUAUAUGAGUCUACAGUGCCAUAUAAUCCAGUUAGAAGCAGAUCGUCUGGAUUCAGAAACUGGAUUAUGUGGCAGUGUAGAUGGGGCCACAGUCUACACUGCCCUAUAAUCCAGUUCAAUCUGUAUUAGCAUUGCAAUAUAGAUGGGGCUGUAGUUGUCCUGAUUGAAAAAUAUUUGGAGUCAUAGCUUUUUAAAGUAACUUUUUCCAGCAUUGACCAUAUGCGUUUUGUAGAGAAUGAGGGGAAUUGUACUGUUUGCACUUUGCACAUGCUUACAAAGAGUUGUCAAGACUAAAAUCAGUUGGCAAUUACAUUCCACAUCCUUUCUGCUUUCAGCGCUAAUAAACAUGAUAAUAUUGCGGAUUUCUUGAUUAAGACCUCCAUGUCUUCAGAUCCGUGACUGCAACCAACUGCUUUGUCCAAAUUAACAUUCAGAAUAUCCCUUGCUAUAUAUAAAAUUGUAUAUGUGCAUGCAUACAUGCACAUGCAUCUACACUGCAGAAUUAAUUCAGUUUGACACCAUUUUAACUGCCAUAGCCCAAUGCUGUGGGAUCCUGAGAGUUGUAUUUUGGUUCGGCAAGCUGAAGGCCUUGCAAAAUUACAAAUCCCAUAGCUUUGAGACAUGCCAAUUAAAAGCGCUGUCAAACUGCAUUCGUUCUACAGUGCAGAUGAACCCAAAGUCUCGAAGUGUGAAUGAAAUGAAAGCUCCAUUCUGGAUUGAGUUUUUUUUUAAGUCAUAGAACCAUUGCAAAUCUUGUAAGUAUAGAAAAAAAAACCUUUUACAGAAAAAAAAUUAAUAUUAAAUACUAUAUUGCCAUAUAAUGAAGAUUAACUACAUUGAACUACAUACAGUGCUGUCAAUCAUAUAAUGCAGUUAAACAGCAUUAUAUGGCAAAGUACCAGGAAGGAAACAGAAGAAAAGAACAGCUGCUUUAAGACCCAAAAGGCAGUCGAUUAAGUCAUUCAGUUCUGUAUGUUUGUGCUGGACUUUUUCUAGAGGUUUAUCAAUGUGAGAAUUUUUAAAUGUCUGUAGCAUUUGACUCUUGCUUGUAUGUAUUAUGUCCUUAGGGUGCAUCUACGCUGUGGAAUUAAUGUGGUUUGGCACCACUUUAACUGACUCUGCUAUAGAAGCAUGGGAGUUGUAGUUUUACAAGGUCUUUACCAAACUAGAAGUCCCAACAUCCCACAGCACUGGGCCUAUUUUGCUUAUUUCUAGCAUGGUGACAUUUAUUUUAUAUAAUGCUCUUCUUAUGUCAGUGAUACUAUUGUCCUCCAAACAAUUUCUGGAAGGCGGACAAGGAUAUUCCUAUUGAAAAGGUGUAAUGUUCAAUAAAAUCUUUACAAAAUAA